GCGCCGACCGAUCGCUCUAUGGCGUUGCGCUCCGAAAUUUUUCAAAUCGCGUAAACAUUCACACGUGUUUUCGUAAAGUGUUCAAGAUAUUCAGUGCUUAGUGUUGUGUUAACUGAUACACCUGUUUAAAUACCUAUUGACGGAUCGAAACGACGUCUGACGAAGUCACGUAUGUUAAAAACAAAUAAGAGUUGGAAAACAAAGGUUUAGUUUACUUAGGUGUAAACCUGUACACUAGUAAAAUAUUGGAAGAGGAAUUUUCAUUUGAAGUUAUAUGGUGUAAACAUGGAUUAAUAUCAGAGACAACGUAAAUCUUAUGAGAUGAGGAGCGAAGUGGUACAUCGGCAGCGCAGCUAGAGAUGCGCUCCAAGCAGCAGCCGAGGCCUUCAUACCGCUGGCUCAAUUCUAACGAUAACGAAGAAGCCACAAGUCCAGAUAGCGGGACGAAGGAUCAGCGCGAGCGGGGAAGGGACGCGGCGCGGGGAGAGGGAGAGUCCUCUCCGCCCGCGUCCCCCGCGUCCCACGCCUCACCACCACCAGACGACAUCGAGCACAGCAUACCAGCCACACUGAUACAGGACCCUAACGCUGAAAGGGAAAGUCCGAGGUGCUUGUCGCGCGAGUCAUCUGGUGCACCGCGAUGUCCCUCAAACGACUCCGUGUACUCGGGUCGGAGUGCGCCCAGCCUCCCCCUCCCCGCCGCCCUCUCUGCCGCCCUCCCCGCUGCCUUGCCCGCUGCCCUGCUGCCCCCUCACUCGGCAGCCGUUGCAGCAUACCUUGGUGCGGCAGCUGCAGCCGCGCAACAACGCCUCCUCAUGUCCUGCCAGGAAGACCUGGCUGACGCCGAACGAUCCGAUGCAGUCCUGGACUUCAGUACAAAACGCAGUGAGUCACCCCCCGAUGAUGACGAUAUUGAUGCAGAUGAUGCUGUCAAUCUUAGCAAAAAUGAAAACUGUCCUUUAGACUUGUCAGUUGGUACUAGGAAAAGAGGACCUGAAAAUUCUCCCUCUCCUGUUCCGACUAGAAAAAGUUCUAGGUCAGCAGAUUUUAAACCUCUUACUACACCAUGGACGACACCGGUUGCCCCACAUCUGCCAUACUUUGCUGCAGCAGUAGCAGCUGCUAGCUUGUCUCCUAAAGGAAGCUUAUCUAGUGAUUGGAAUGGAAAAUUGAAGCAUGGCGCACCUACACCUAGCGACGCAACAAAAGCUCUAGAAAAAAUGAGUGAAUUAAGCAGAUUAGGAGGCGAAGAACUCUUUAGAUCGGUUCAAAGCGCAGCUUUGGGGGCUGGGUUGACGCCAAACGCAGCGGCUAGACAUUCAGCAUGGCAAUCUCAUUGGUUAAACAAAGGUGCGGACCAAACCAAAGACGUUUUGAAAUGUGUUUGGUGCAAGAAAAGCUUUAAUUCAUUAGCAGAUCUAACUGUUCACAUGAAAGAAGCUAAGCAUUGCGGUGUUAACGUUCCCAUGCCUCCGACAUCAGGAGCUCAGAUGCCACAGUCACUUCAUCCGCCGUCUAGUUCACCAUCGACGCCAUCUCACAAUUCUUCAUCUUCCACUAGUUCAUCUAAACCUAAUCAUAAUGACUUAAAUAUGCUUAUUAAGGAAAAUAUGCCUAUACCCAGAAAGUUAGUUCGUGGACAAGAUGUAUGGUUAGGAAAGGGGGCUGAACAAACUAGACAAAUUUUGAAAUGUAUGUGGUGUGCUGAAAGCUUUCGAUCAUUAGCCGAAAUGACCAGUCACAUGCAGCGUACUCAGCAUUAUACAAACAUAAUAUCUCAAGAGCAAAUUAUAUCGUGGAAAUCUUCUGAUGAAGCUAAAGGUUCAAAUUCUAGUACUCCGGGUACAAACAAUACUGUACCUCCUACUACGGGAACAAGUAGUCAUGUUAGUGCAGUUUUAACUUGUAAGGUUUGUGACCAAGCGUUUAGUUCUUUAAAAGAAUUGAGUAAUCAUAUGGUAAAAAAUUCACAUUACAAAGAGCAUAUUAUGAGAUCCAUUACUGAGAGUGGAGGUAGGAGACGCCAAACGCGUGAGAAGCGAAAAAAAUCUUUACCGGUAAGAAAAUUACUUGAACUCGAAAGAGCACAGCAUGAAUUUAAAAACGGUGAAGGUAAUGGCGUUCCCAUGGGAAAGCCUAUUCGAGACUUUGGCACUGGUAGUAGAAUAACUUGCGAAAAAUGCGGUGAUAAGAUAGAGACUGCCCUAUUUGUGGAGCAUAUUAGACAAUGUAUAGGCGCGCCGAUGUCAAAUAGCCAAAGGAACUUUCUGAAAAGUGCGCUUCUUUCUAAUAAUAUUAUUCCCCCGGAUGUUCCUGGACACGUCACACCGACUAAUCGCGAUGGAAGGAAAAGCAUUAAUGAUGAAAUUCCCUCACCUGGAUCCGGACACCACCGGUCGCCUUCUUCUAUGAAUGACUCGUCUCCAAGCUCCAAAGAUCCUAAUGCUAGUAACGAUAAAAGCUCAUCGCCUUCUGUUUUAAAUGCCAUUGAACAGUUGAUCGAAAAGAGUUUCGACACUCGAUCUCGCCAUUCAGUACCUGGAAUGCCUGGUGGUACAUCCCAUGCACCAAUCGGUUCGAGCAUCUUAAAAAGACUAGGGAUAGAUGAAAGUGUCGACUACACAAAACCAUUAGUAGAUCAGCAAACAAUGAAUAUGCUUAGGAAUUACCAUCAUCAACAAGGCUACGGUCGUCGUGAAAGAAGCGGCAGCGAGUCUAGUUCAAUGUCUGAACGCGGUGGGAGUAGAGUCGAAUCACUCACCCCAGAUAGGAAGUUAGAUUCCUAUCACAUGACUCCCCGUAACACACCAGACACGCGAGGUUCACAGACACCAGCUUCUGAAGCAGACCGGCAAUCCGAAGUAAGGAUUAAGAAAGAGGUAACAGACGAAGAUGAGUGCGAAAACGGUGUUGACUUAAGUAAUCAGCCUGUUAGGGUUAAAACUGAGGUUGACGACGAUGAAGAACAAGCUCGCCCAAAUAGUUCCGUAGAGGAGGAUGUCAAACCAACUCUGCCAAAGCGUGAAAGUGAAGGCCCAAGUCCAGUUCCCAGCCCUCGCAGUCCAUCCAGUGACCGCUCCGCACCAACGCCUGGCUCUGAUAGAAAACCAGCUUCAAGCUUAGGUGCUUUAUCUUCAAUGUUCGAUAAUUUAGCUGGAGGUGGAUCAUCAACUGAACCUAGUUCUUCACGCCGAAGUGGCAGUCAUCCAUUAGCCGCUCUACAAAAGCUCUGUGACAAAACUGAAAAUAAUUCCACUCGUGCGCCUCCACCCGCUCCGUCUCCGGCCGGCCCGCCCAGCAUCCUAACAUUCAGCUGGGCUUGCAAUGAUGCUGUCGUCACCGAUUCUAUUAUGAAGUGUGCCUUGUGUGACACGCCAUUCAUAUCCAAAGGUGCUUAUAGACACCAUCUGUCUAAAAUGCAUUUUGUUAAAGACGGUGCUCUGCCAGAGCCAGUUCCAAUGAAAGCCCCACCUCCGGCCGCUUCUCCCGGAACACAUAAGAGCGGAGGAUCUAAUGCCGCUUCGCCUCAAGAUCCUCGCAGCCCAUCGCAAUCGUUCGAUGAGAGUCCACACUCGAAAUUUUUAAAGUAUACUGAAUUAGCAAAGCAAUUGUCUAGCAAGUACGUGUAAAUGUGACGCGCUGACAUCUGCCGUGAUGAUACCAUAUCCUGCAUUGAACCAUAAUAGGUUUAGGUCGCGAUGCGACGCUAAGUAUUUCGAAACUCUUUGCCAAUUUAAUUAUUUAGGUAAUCGUUAGAGGUCACCGCGUAGUACGGUUAGUGUAAUUAAUCUAGCGACAUAAGUAUACGCCAAACGUCUUACGUUCAUUUAGAUCUAAGAGAAUAUUUUUAAAAUAUUGCCUUUAGGUGAAGAGGUUGUUGCGGUCAUUUGGCCUAUCUUCCACAAUAUAUUGUAAUUCCAUUUCGAUAAUUGUAAAUAUAAGUCACACUAAGUCUUGAAAUUUAGAUUCGAUCUCUUGUAAAUGUAUAUUUUUUGCUAAUAAUACUAAAGGGAAUUAAAAGUAAAGCGCGCGCGGGCGCCGAUCGGGCUGUCGCGUUCACGUCAGUAUUUUUAACUAAUUCGU
Pieris rapae (cabbage white) is the source of this 4083-nucleotide messenger RNA. Its product is annotated as protein tiptop. Lineage: Eukaryota; Metazoa; Arthropoda; Insecta; Lepidoptera; Pieridae. Gene Ontology annotation, molecular function: DNA-binding transcription factor activity, RNA polymerase II-specific; DNA binding. Gene Ontology annotation, biological process: regulation of transcription by RNA polymerase II. Gene Ontology annotation, cellular component: nucleus. The transcript is spliced from 5 exons. The record is from RefSeq and is a predicted model, not a curated record. The coding region runs from base 360 to 3629 and encodes 1089 amino acids.